AUGGCCAUAAAGAAUCCUUUGCCAUACUACACUGCAGUUUUCACAGUACUGAAAUUGGUCAAAGAUGAGAAGCACCUUUACAGUCUCAGACUUCAUGCCAACUCAGUCGGUUUACUCUGCUUAGGCCCGGACCAUCCUCUUCUGUCUCUCCCCGAUGACUGGGUCAUCACCAAGGCUAGCUAUUCUGAUGGUGCGCACCAAGCCUUGGUUACAAUGUCUGGCAGACGGAAGAAGGGGGCGGGGGUUCUCUUUCCACCGGCCCCGCUAUUGACAGUUACCCUCGCUCGUGUUCGCAGCCCUGAUAGCAGCGAUGAUGUCACCCCUAACACCCUGUCGGUGGUAAUUUACUUGCCAAUACGAUUGAAGUUGAUCGAGAUCAAUGAUUCUUUGGAACGCUUCCCUUGGCUACUGAAGACUUGCUACACUAAUCGCGGAUUCCUGGCCAUCGGGCUAUUGCGAUACGACUAUGCCCAGGCAUUGGCAGCGACCCUGCCGAUUCAAAGCUACAGGUUAAUUGAUUAUGAAAAUCUACCACCAGAGGAGAAGGAAAGGGCUCCUACAGAGGAGCAGAGUGCUGCUACUGCCAGGGCGGUCAUGAUUAAGCUAGACCCAUGUCCGCUAGCUACCUAG
Messenger RNA from Giardia duodenalis, 630 nucleotides. RefSeq lists its product as uncharacterized. The coding region runs from base 1 to 630 and encodes 209 amino acids. Gene Ontology annotation, cellular component: nucleus. The record is from RefSeq and is a predicted model, not a curated record. The transcript has a single exon. Lineage: Eukaryota; Fornicata; Diplomonadida; Hexamitidae.